This is a messenger RNA of Agelaius phoeniceus (red-winged blackbird), 4483 nucleotides long. RefSeq names its product nuclear envelope integral membrane protein 2 (gene NEMP2). Gene Ontology annotation, cellular component: nuclear envelope. The record is from RefSeq and is a predicted model, not a curated record. Lineage: Eukaryota; Metazoa; Chordata; Aves; Passeriformes; Icteridae.
GAAAUGGAUGUCAUCCAGAAGCAGGAUGAAAACUGUUACUGCUAUGUGCAAAACAGAACCAUUCACUUACAGUACCUGUGGUCAACUAUCCAGAUAAAAGUUAACAGCAGAGAAAGGUUCCGGUUUGAGCCUAUUUCAGAAAAAAACAACUGCCGGAAUUCAGAAACUGUUUUUGAGUUUGUUGCAUGUGCUGUUCAAAUCCUCUGGAAGCCAGAGACAUGUACAGAAACUUUUCUGAGCAUAAAACAAUAUGGAGAGGACGUUUGUUUCAAAAUCCAACCCUUCAAAAUUGAACCAUACGUUGUGAGGGUGAAAAGAGAAAUGCUAGAUGGAAAGCUCUUGUUUUUGUUUGUAGCUGGAAUUUUUCUGUUCCAUUUUGCAAACAGCCUGAGCAGGAGUGCCAAGUUCUUUUACCUUUCUGGAGUAAUACUGGGUGUUCUUGCUCUGCUAGUCUUUGUCCUGUUGACACUUAAAAGGUUUAUUCCAAGGCACAGUACCUUCUGGAUUUUAAUGAGUGGCUCCUGGAUGGUCUCUCUCUAUUUUAUUUACUGCUUCAAAGAGAAUAUACAGUGGUUGUGGUCUGAACACAAAAUCUACCUGUUGGGGUAUUUUCUGGCUGUUGGGAUGACCAGCUUUGCCAUUAGCUAUCAGCAUGGGCCGCUGACCACGGAGCUCAGCAUAACCUUGUUCACGUGGACGCUCCAGUUAACAGCCUUUGUCCUGAUCUACUUUGGAGUCACCGUCCCUCAAGUUGCAUAUGCAGUCAUAGCAGUCAGCCUCUGCUCCAAAGGCCUCUGUUACCCCCUGGGUGCUGCCUGUCAUAUUGCCAGAAAAAUGAAGCAUCACUUUAAAUCAAAAAAAUUGGUGUUUAAAUACCUUACUGAAGAGGAGUAUCGAGAACAAGGUGAAAGUGAAACGAUCAGAGCUCUGGAGGAGCUGCGCUCAUUCUGCAGGAGCCCUGACUUCCCAACAUGGAUAGCUGUAUACAAACUCCAGGCUCCACACAGGUUUGCAGCUUUUGUUCUGGGAUCUCCCCACGUCUCAGCUGCAGAAACAAAGGCGCAUGAUGAGCAGUAUGGCAUUGGGAGCUUCUUCCUGGAAGAGCAGCUCUUUGAGACAAGGGCACAGUUUGAGCAAGAUGAGCCAGCCAAUUCUGUCCAUGAAGAAGAUGAGGAGAAUGAAAAUGAAAUGCAUACACAAAUUCCAUUUCCAUAUGCUGCUGAGCUGCUUUGAGAAGUAACAACAACAAAAAAGACAGAAAACACAUUUCUCCUAGAAAGGGAGGAUACAGAAUGAGAACUCACACUUGGCCUUUUCUUGUGGUUGCUGGUGGACAAAGAAGGAUUUUUGAAAAAUACUCUUUCCUGCAUCACCCAUGUUACCUGAUUACCAUAGGGGCUGUUCAAGUGAAGAGGAAUCUCAUGCUAUGGGUAUUUUCACUAGGGCAACAAACAUUGUGUAUUUCUAAGGCAAGUACUGGAGACAGCCUGUCCACCAGGAUGCCUUCUUUUACCAAGAACACUACCUCUAGUAAACAGAGAAUCUGGUUUUUUUUCCAUCAUCAAGUCCUCUGUGCUGAGCACUAGAGGGAGGAAAAGCCAUUUUUAAUACUCUCCUUUUACUAAGUACCCUCUGUGUCAAGACUUGUGGUAAUGCUUUUAGAGUGUCGAUAAACUGUGUUCAUUGUUUGUGAGACUUUUAUAGAGAGUUGAUGCAGCUGAACGAGGUUUGUUUCCUCUUCUGGCUGGGCUGGUCUGUUAGCUUCAUCCUGCCUCUGCCUUUAGUUUUAAGCUCCCCUUGCUCCUCAGAAUGCUGCCUGAUUUUUCACCCUCUGCCCAUAUUAUUCCAUUCUUGACCUCUGCUGUAGUUACACUGCAUUUUGUUCUUUCCAAGUCUUUGUUUAUUUACAUACUUUCUUCCCUCUUGUACAGAUCUUCUGCUAAACCUUUCUCUAGCCCUCUGCUUCUCCACCUCUGAUAAUGGUUUAGGAGAAGUUUUCCAUCCCUAAAUAUUUUUGCUAUUGCCUUCAGUUUCAGUGUCAGCUUACCUCAGGCAGGUGCUGCUGUCUAUUCCAGGCCUCUGCAGAGCUCCAAAAAGCCCAUAAAGGCUGAAGCUGUUUCAGCUGCUUGGAGAAACUGCUAUUAGCAGAGCCAGAGUGCUGCUGUGAGCCUGGAACUGGGAAUGCAGAUAACCCACACAGCUCCACUGGCCUCAGAGUACCCAGUAGUUUGUUCACUGAGUUAAGAAGCAGAAAAUCAUUCCUGGAAAACAAUGAGGGUAAAACCUGGCUUUUACCUUCCCUUUCUCAGCUGUCUGUGGGGCUUCUCACAGGAGAAGUGGGGAGGACCAGAGAGAAAUUUAGGCAGUAGUCAGGUGUCUUUCAGCUUAUGUAUUACACAGUCCUAGGCUAGGGAGUAGUGUGUGUACCUCAGCUCACCCACCUGCAGAUGUCAUUUCUUUCUUUUGUUCUUUACACUCUCCCUCCCUGUAUUCUUCUGUUCUCACUCUGCUGUUUUCCUUUACUGUCUUACAAACUGCAGAAGACAAAAGACCAUUAAUUCUGAUUAAUUCACCAUCUGAUCUCACAAAGCCACUGGGAACUGUGAGCAAUGAGCAGUUGGUGCUCAAGAAAGGCAUGUCAGACUGGGAUCUGUCUGCUUUAAAAGGGCUGUCUGUUCUUUGUAACACGUGUAGUGGUGCAGCAUGACUUCAGCAGUGCAGGUGCUUCCUGGGUUCUCCUCGGGACAAAACCCGUUACCUCCAAUGGUGCUAAGUGUGGCCAUACCAUAAUCCAAGAGCUCCUCUGUGUAACAAAGGACUCAGAGUUGGUGCUUGAAAGCCUUAAAGCCUUACUGAUGUGGUCUUUUCUCCUUUAUAUUGUUUCAUCUUUGCUUCAGUUGAAAAGAAAUACUUCCAUUUUACAGUAAAGAGGCACUUAACACCUUUUAGUGUCAUAAAAUUUUAAGUACCUAUGCAGAAUCUAAAGCAUGUUUAGCAGAGAAAAGCCAUGUCAAGCAGGUGAUCCAAAAUGAACUUGCUGUUAAAUCAAGAACAUUCAAGAAUAGAGCAAGAGUUCUGUUUAGGAAGCUACUAGCAGCAAGACUCACCUUUGGCUGGUGCUACCAAAUCCACAGCUAAAUUGCCACCCACACUUGGGAAGUCAGGUUUGGCUUGGGGGGCUCUGGCACUAGCAACAAGCAGUUGUAAAAACAGAGGAAGGCCUCAUUAUCUUGGCUGGUUUGGGAGAAGGGUGAAAACUCCCCCCUGAACAAUGACCAUAGACCAAAUCAGAUUUAUUUUAUCUUUGUGUCACCAUCAUGAAAAUGGAGUACUUAAAAUCAUUACAGAUUAGGUAAAGGAUACUCAACAAGAUGUCUUAAUGUUUUCUGCAUGUUUUGAAGUACAGAGGUUUUUUUUGGUGUACUUUAUAGUUAGCCAAGAACUCCUAUCCAAGAAAUUUGAGGCCAAGGAAGGGAAUCACAUUUGUCUGAGCUUAAACAAACAGGUUUUUCAAUGUCCUCUCUUUAGUGAGGUAGUGAAGAUUACCCUUCCAUAAUAUGGAGGCAUGUAAAUACGUAACAUGUAUUUACAUACAAUAACCCAGAUUAUACAUUAAGGUAGUAUUUUACCUAAGCAAUAUGUUAAAUGGAAACGCCCCCCCCACCCCUUAGUUUAGGUAAUUACAUGUUUUAGAAGAAUACCAGGUACACCUCCUUCAACAAGGAAAAAAGUUAAAAAGCAAUAAAAAUUAAAUAAAAAUCACUCACGCUGUAUGCAGUUGUGAGAUCCAUUGUUUGGCAGGGAUGGGUAAAUACUAUCCAAAGUAGAGCAGGAAACAAUUAAAUACAUGCAAAACAGAAUGGCAGCAAUAGGAGAAAGAUGAUGGCUACCUUAGUGGGUAGCUAAUAGUGACCUUAAAAAUCCUCCCAAGCCUGUUCCAACACUGAAAGGGUUUCAUAAACAAAACCCACCAAAAGCAGCUGCUGUCACUGGAGCCCUGUUCACUUGCACAGUGCUCCUGUGAUAUGUGGAGAUGACACAGCCUUACUGAAACACAAUUGUUAAGUACUGUUGUUUUGGUUUUCAGCUAGAAAAUCUAGGAACAGAAUCUAGGCAUUAAUCCAUUGCCCUAACUCUUACAAAAGCCUUUCUCCCUUAACAAAGGAUGUUACAUUUUUCUCUGGUCUCUGCAGUGUUCACAGUGAUGCCCUGCACUCGUUCACACUGACCAGUUUACAACGCACAUUGGUUUGUGUCCCUUACAGUCCCUGCACCCCACAGAAGGGAACUGGUGCCUGCAGUCAGAUUUUAUUAUCAAAUACUAUUUUAACACAGUGCAAGAGUACUUCCCAGGCUCUUGGUUCAGCAUCCUCCAGUAACUUUUGUAAAAGGUCAUAAUCACUGAAUUAUUUUCACUUCAGGUUGGUUACGUCACUGCUGACACUAAUACGAAAAAAUAAAAGUUCACAUUGAUACUAUUAAA